AUUUUAUAUAGACAUUGAUGGAACAUAUAUAUAACUGAAAUGGUUGUUUAGAAUUAAAAGGAUAUUUUUUUUCUUUUGAAUAAGUAUCGUGAUCUCGAGAUGGAUUAUAAAGUAAUUAUCAUUCUAACAUAUUUAAGUUUGUGUUAUUGUCAUACUGGGGACACAUCUAAAUACACGUCAAAAGAUAUUGGACAACUUGUGGAAAAUUGGGAAUCAAAGUUUGUUGAUGUUUAUAAACAGUUGGAAAUUGUUAAUUUGGAGUUGCAGAAACAGGUUGCAAUAAACAAGGAAUUUCGGGAGAAACUGGCAAUUCAAGAACAGAUUACUGAAAACUCAAAUGGUCAAAGAGAUUUAUCGUCCAUAAUAAGAAAAGGUCGUCAAGAAGGGGAGAACGUGGCCUUCACAGCAUUCUUGGACCAUGAAAUAACAAACCUAGGUCCGGACCACACAAUACAGUUCGGAGCAGUUGAGCUUAACGAAGGCGGUGCAUACAGUAACCACACCGGUGUUUUCACGGCUCCAGUGGACGGUGUUUACCUGUUUUCGUUCGCUGUUGAAGAUUACCAUCCCCACAGACUGUGGGCCAAACUGGUUGUUGACAGUCAGCUGAAGGCAAGUGUUGUAUAAUGGCCAGGAGAAGGUCAAAACAAUAAAAAUGCACAAGGAAGUAACACAGUGGUGCUGAGAUUAAAAUCGGGACAGGCCGUCUGGGUUGCAGUCGACUCCCGAGAUUCGGGUGAAAGCCUCCAAGGAUGGUCCAAUCUACGGUCAACGAUGUUCACGGGUGUCUACCUAUAUCCAUGAACUUUUGUGAAACGGAGAAUAAAUAAUAAAACAGUA
This is a messenger RNA of Mercenaria mercenaria, 840 nucleotides long. RefSeq names its product heavy metal-binding protein HIP-like. Lineage: Eukaryota; Metazoa; Mollusca; Bivalvia; Venerida; Veneridae. Gene Ontology annotation, molecular function: protein binding. The transcript is spliced from 3 exons. The record is from RefSeq and is a predicted model, not a curated record. The coding region runs from base 100 to 627 and encodes 175 amino acids.